AUAAAGUCGAUUGUAAUAUCGAUACUGUAUUCUAACUGCAACUUUUCUAAACGCGUCAAUUUCACGUCAUAGUUUUUUGAAUUCUUUUAUUAUUUAUUAGAUGUACCGAGUGAGUUCUAUUAUUUUUGGGUUUAAUAUCAAUUAUCAUAGUAUAUUUACGUUGUUGUGUUCAUGUACAUAACCUACAGAUUGAAUGUGUAAAUUUUCAACUUUGACGGUUAAUAUCAUCAUAGAAUGCCAUGAAUAACCUUAAAGUAGAUAUCUCUGUGCCUUUUCCAAGCGUUAGGGAAGCGGAAGUUGUAUAUCAAGUACUUCGAGUUGACAAGGAACCUAGAAGUGGAGCUACAAAAAAGAUUACAUUAAACAAAAAUAUAUUAGAAGUGUCAUUCAGUGGAACAGAAAUAAGGAAAGUACGUGUAGCACUUACAUCUUUCUUUGAAAAUCUGUCACUAGUCAUAGAAACUAUUCAAAGAUUUGGUCCACCUGCAUCCUCAUUUAAUUAUUAUAAAUGCUUUUUUAAUUAAUUAUAUUUUGCCAAAUAUACAUGU
Molecule: messenger RNA, 548 nt
Organism: Linepithema humile (Argentine ant)
Lineage: Eukaryota; Metazoa; Arthropoda; Insecta; Hymenoptera; Formicidae
Source: RefSeq, a predicted model, not a curated record